Messenger RNA from Entrophospora candida, 1546 nucleotides. The record is from the annotation of a GenBank genome assembly. NCBI's taxonomy places the organism in Eukaryota, Fungi, Glomeromycota, Glomeromycetes, Entrophosporales, Entrophosporaceae.
AUGGGAAUAUUAUUAUCAAUUUAUGAUUUAUUCAAACCAUCUCCAGUAACUCCAAUACUGUCAUCAGUAACUUUAUCUAAUUUUUCAUCUUCAACACCAGGCUUAACGUCAGAUUCAUUUCAAUCAUUUCCACCAGAUUGUAUACCAGAUGUCAACUUAAAUUUACCAAGGCUUUUCAAACCAAUUUUCAACUAUCCAAAAUAUUUAAAAAUUUUUCAAGACGAUCAAUUUAUUUUUGCCAUAAGGAAAUGGCUAUCAAUAAUCGAAGGCUCAAACGAUCUAUACCAGUGUAAAAAUGUUCUUCUAGUACACAACCUACUUAGUAACUACAUUUUUAAUAAUUGUGUAGGAAUAUCCGAUUUAUACAGCGGUGACGAAGAUUUAUCAUUUCCUUAUUAUGUUAAUGAUAUUUCUUCUUUUACUGGAAUUGAAAGAUCUUUAGUAAAAUUAAACAAAUUUGGUUAUAUUUUCAAAUCUCACAAUUGGAACAGUUCUAAAUCAGAUUAUCAAUCAAAAAUAAUUUGCAACUUAUUCAAUCUAUUGUCCAACAACUCUUUUAAUAUAAAAAAUCUUUAUUUUAAUAUAUCUCACUCUUAUGAAGAAAAUGGCGAUCUUAUAGGUGUUGUAAAAAGUAUGGUUGAUUUAAUAGAAUCUCAAAAUAAUCUUCAAUAUCUUUCAUUCUACGAAUUUUGGUCUCCUUUAGAUUCUUUGAAAAUAUUUAAUUCUUUAAAAUCUCAAUCAUCCACUUUAAGAUACUUAUGCUUUAAAGAUUUAUCUCAAUUAAAUCAUUUAUUACCUAUUUUAUCAUUUUUAAAAAAUUUAGAAACUUUACAUCUUGACAAUUGUUGUUUAGAAAAUUAUGAUUCUAGUAAUUCUAUUUUGAAAGUUUUAGGUUCUUCAAAAAUCAAAAAUUUAUAUUGUAGAGAUGAUAGACCAAAUGCUAAUGUAGAAAAAUUUAUUAAACCAAUAAUUGAAAGUUCAAAUAUAAAUUUAAAAACAAUUUCAUUAGAUUUAAUCAGUAAUAGUUUAAUUGAUGUCAUUAAUUUUAAUUGCCCUAAUUUAACUCAUUUAUCAUUAUCAAUAUUAACAACAAGAAAUAUUCAAAACAUAAUCUAUCAAGAAAAUCCUCAAUUUUUAUUAUUAAAUUCUCUUAUCAACUUAUUAAAUUCUUUAAAAUAUUUAAAACAUUUACAUUUACACAUUGAUGUUUUAUUAUCAAUAUUUCAAUCAAAUGAUGAUUUUCUCAGAUUUUCAAAGUCUUUGCCAUCUUCACUUUUAUAUUUUGGCAUUGAUUUUGAAAUUACUUCAAAAAGAUUAGGCAAUUUAUUAAAAGAAUGUCCUGCUUCUUUAAAAAUACUAUCAUUUCAGCGUGCUUUAGAUUUAAAUGAUGAAUGUUUAAAAGUUUUGAUUAACUACGCAAAAAUAAAUUCUAAUUUUAGAGAAUUAAGAAUAGAUAUAGAUUUUGAUCUACCUAAUUUUUCAAAAGAUUUACUAGAAAAGGCUCAAAAUUACAUUCCAAUUAUUGAUAAAGCAUUACCUGAAACAU